UCAGGCGGAACCUUACUCUCUUCGCGCCGUUGCACGGACACGUCUCAGAGACGGACCAACCCGGGAAAUGGCUGAAAAUUAAUGCAUCUCAGUGUAGUUUGCUGGUUUUAUUUUGUUUAAACUAUUUUAUUUAGAGUUGUUUGGUCGUCAGUGAUUAUUUAAACAUUGGAGCUAAUGCUAAGCUAAAGAUGUGGAGGAAAGGCUCGUCUGAGGGCUCUGACCGGUUUGAAUAUUUACAAACUCUGGUCACUGAGUUUCAGGACACCGACAGUGAAGAGGCGAAGGAGCAGGUGCUGGCUAACUUGGCUAACUUUGCAUACGACCCAAAUAACAUGGAGUAUCUGAAGCAGCUUCAAGUGACCGACCUCUUCUUGGACAUGCUCACUGAGGAGAAUGAUAACUUCGUGGAGUUUGGGAUGGGGGGGCUGUGUAACCUGAGUAUGGACCCUGAAUGUCGAGACAUCAUCCUGCAGAGCAGUGGGAUCAGCUUGGUCACAAACUGUCUGUCAAGUCAGAGGGAGGAGACCGUCCUGUCAGCCAUCACCACACUCAUGAACCUCACAAAGCCCUCGUCACGCUCUGAGAUCACAGAUCCGGCCAUCCUGCAGUGCAUGCUGCGCUUCUCCCUCUCAGAGAGUCCACGCCUGCGUAACCUCGCCGCUGUGUUCCUGCAGGACUGCUGCACCCAGGAGCAGGUGACCCAAGCAGAACAGCAGAUGCAGGGACGGCAGACUGCAGUUGGCAUCCCGCUGCCCAAGGACUAAAGCUCCAAUAUUUAAGUGGGAGAAUUAUUUUUUUUUUGGUUUGUUUGUUUUCAUAAAAAUUGAUACAUUUGCUCUCCAUGAGAGUUUAGUACUUAUGAUAAUACUGCUUAAUAUGUAUAAUACUUGUAAACUAUAAUACUGCAGCUGAUGAUCAUUUUCAUUUUUGAUUAAUCUGCUGAUUAUUUUAACGAUGAAGUCCAACCUGACGUCUUGAGGUUGCUUAUUUGGUCCGUAAUUCAAAGACUUGUUUAUUGUCAUACAUAAAAGACAAAGAAAAGCAGCAGAUCCUCAGAUGUAAGAAGCUGGAACCAGCAAAUGUUUGACAUUUUUACUUGAAAAAUUACUAAAGCUAUUCAAUAACUGAAACAGUUGGCAUUCUUUUUUUUUUUUUUUCAAUUGAUAACUCAUUUAGUUGACUGACGCAAUUUUUGUUGAAACAUUACAGCCAUGUGUGUUUACUGGACAAUGUUUUGGGCCAUUCUCAGUAGUUUGAAUUUUGUUCUUUAUCUCGGGCCUUACCAGGGCUGAUUAACUGACAACUAUUAAAUUCAUUGCUAACUACUAAGAUAAUCAAUUUUGAGUUUGUUUUUUUUUUUUUUUUUUUAAGAAAUCCAAAUUCUCUGAUUCCAGCUUCUGGAAUGCGACUGGUUCCCUGGUUUCUUUCCACCUCUGUGAUGUUUGUCUUCUUGUGCAUCUUUAUUCCUAACUGUUGUGCUCUUUCUGACCACAUGAGGGAGACUGGACAGUCUUUGUUUAUCUGCUUUUCACAAAUGAGUGCUCGAGAGAUUAAUAGGCUUGAUUACAAACAGCACAAAAACAGUGCAUUAAUAAUUUGACAGCUUUCAAACUGCCAAAAAAAAGUCUGAAGUGUGCAGAGAGAAGUGACCAAGUGAUCUCACUUGUACAAACAGGCUCAGUGACUGUAGUAUCAAUAUCACCACCUAUUUCCCCAAAAAUGUACAUUCCUUUGGCUUUUAAGUGAUUUCCUAAUACCUGUUCGGAUGUGAGAGCACGUUGAAGCCAACUUGCUCUUGGCUCUCUGAGAGUACCGUGUCCUAAACCUUAACUCCAAACCCAAAAUAUGUAAAAUAAAAAAUGUUAAAUAAACCUUGAGGUUCCACCUUGAGAGCCAGGAGCCCUGUUUGUUUUCUUCUGGGCUUUUUAGGAGCUAUUUCUGGGCCGAGUCCUUCAGGUCUAGACAGAAGACGACAU
Molecule: messenger RNA, 1976 nt
Organism: Acanthopagrus latus (yellowfin seabream)
Lineage: Eukaryota; Metazoa; Chordata; Actinopteri; Spariformes; Sparidae
Gene: armc7
Product: armadillo repeat containing 7
Exons: 3
Coding region: 189-764 (191 amino acids)
Source: RefSeq, a predicted model, not a curated record